CUCAUCUCAACUCUGAUCGACGCGUGUUCGUGUCCUCUGCUCGGAUGAAGCCGAGAGCCGAGCCGCCUCCUCCGCUAUCUCCGAGCUGUCAUGCGUCAUGGUCUCACAUCGCUUUCCGAGCAUCAAAUAAUUCCCCGGACUAGGUAAACACCUUUCCCCACAACUUUCCAGCAUCACCAUGUCUGUCUCUUUUUUGCGCCUUUCAAGGGCGCGAACACCUUGUAUCCGUGCUAUUCGCUCCUUCUCUACUACAACUCCACGCCUUCAAUCUCCCGUUAGCUCCAUACCAUACACAGAACCAUGCCCGUCGCCAACAUGCGCAUGCGCCUCCGCGCCCCCUGAUCUAGACAUUGAUCGCAAGACGCCGCUACUCAACACCAUGGCACCUUAUACUGAGCAAGUGCUUCUGUGCACGGGCAAGGAAGAUUGGACAAGCAACCUCGAAGAUGACGAGAGCGCCACAGCAGACUUCGUGAAGGGACUGAAAGGCGUAAUCGGGAGAGGCGGCGAGGCGUUCGAUCCCUUCACCAACGUCCUCGUCACCGCGAGCUCACUCCCAGCGACUGAAGCCCCCGCCACUACAACCGCUUACCUCUUCCCGAGCUUCCAGCGCAUCACCGCCAUCCCCCACACCCCCGCAUCCCUCUCCGCCUUUGCAACCGCAUACCUCAAAGCGCCCACCCUGCACCCCAUGCACGCCGGCCUCACCCCCGCCCAGAAAGCAGCCCUGACCCGCGACACAUCGAAAGCGACCCUGCUCCCGGCCCCAGAGCCAAUCACAAACCCCGUCAUCCUGAUUUGCGGGCACGGCGGCCGCGACCAGCGCUGCGGGAUCUUAGGGCCCAUUUUGCAGAACGCGUUUCAGGCGGACCUCGCGCGCCGGGGCAUCCACGCCGAGGUCGCGCAGAUAAGCCACAUCGGGGGGCACAAGUACGCAGGCAAUGUUAUUAUCUAUCUGCCGCCGAGUAUGGAGGGGAAUGCGCUGAGGGGCGCGGGGAUAUGGUAUGGGCGCGUGGGACCGGGGCAGGUGGAGGGCGUGGUCGAGGAGACUAUUGUAAGAGGGAGAGUUGUGGGAGAGUUAUUGAGAGGGGGCGUGAUGAAGGAUGGAGGCAACAUUGGGAGGAUGGUGGAGGCGCAGCUCCAGGCAGAGAGGGGGGAGGAGGCGGGAGGGUUGAGGUUGAGGCCGAGGGCAAGGGCUUGAGGCGGUGAAGAGGGUUGGUUUGCGUGUUUGCAUAGCGUGCAUGAUGAUCGAACGACAUACCGUGUGCCUGAUAGAUUUUUGGCGUCGGCUGGAGGAUACACAUGCCGAGCCGAUGUAGCAUAUUACAACAUCCCCUCAAUCACAUAGCGAAGAAUCUCCCGACAAAGAUCGCUCGAGAUGAGGAUCAUACUUUCCAGAUACCCGUUUUCAUGUUGAAGACAUGGAACGCAACCCAUGAGAACAACAGUCACCAAUUUCGAGAGCU
Boeremia exigua is the source of this 1466-nucleotide messenger RNA. RefSeq names its product Sucrase/ferredoxin-like-domain-containing protein. NCBI's taxonomy places the organism in Eukaryota, Fungi, Ascomycota, Dothideomycetes, Pleosporales, Didymellaceae. The record is from RefSeq and is a predicted model, not a curated record. The coding region runs from base 179 to 1201 and encodes 340 amino acids. The transcript has 2 exons.